Danaus plexippus (monarch butterfly) is the source of this 4181-nucleotide messenger RNA. RefSeq lists its product as uncharacterized. Gene Ontology annotation, molecular function: RNA 7-methylguanosine cap binding; mRNA binding. The record is from RefSeq and is a predicted model, not a curated record. Bases 410 to 1882 code for a protein of 490 amino acids. The transcript is spliced from 9 exons. Lineage: Eukaryota; Metazoa; Arthropoda; Insecta; Lepidoptera; Nymphalidae.
AAUGCCAUUGUGUUAGUUCAUGUCAAGCGUGAUGAAAAACUGAAAAUGGACGACCGCUAGUUUUUCUUUUGGCACGUGAACCCGAUUAUUAUUUUUUUGUUUAUUAAAUAAACGUUUGACCGUCAAACUGGGUACCAAAACGGUGGAGAGGUUCUUAAACCUUGCCGACGACCACUUCGUCGAAGAUGUCAGCGAAGACUUAAAAUGUUUUCUUGCCGAAAAAAAAGUUGACAGUGUCUUAGUAUUUCCUCCUGUAAGUAACUACCGUCGUUUCCUGAUCCAUCGUUGUGUUGAGGAACUCGCUCGUCCGGAACUAGCCACCUUCUCCAUUGGUGCCAAUAAUGAAAGACGUACCGUCGUCUGUUUCAGGGAACAGCUAUUAAGUGAUGAAGCUUGCGCAAGACCUAACAUGGGCCUGACACAGGAGAGGAACGAUGGAGUCCAGCAGAUCAGCGCCGAGUGCAAGGCGCGGGCGCAGCCUCAGGAAAAGAUCAGAUCCGGAUCCACCAAACCGCGUCGACCAGACAGAGCUGUUUACGUGCCUAGAGCGUUAAGAUCCAACGAGAACACAGAUGAUAGAGACAAAAAGAUCAACACUGAUUCAAAGUGUCCUAAAUCACCAGCGGAGAAGUCUGCCCAGGCGACACCAAAAAGAUCUCAAGACAAACAGUUCUGUAACGUCUACACGCCGCCUCAUCUAAGGAAUCAAAGAUCACAAAACGCAAGCCAAGCGACCAACGAAGCUAAAUCUGUGCCUUCCGUGCCAAUUAGUGAUAGUGCAAUACAUUUGAGUGAUAAUAUAUACAACUAUACCGAUGAUAGUAGUUUUUAUAUCGGCGAUUACUUUAGUAACGGCCAGUUAGGUUUGUACAGACCUGGGCUAUACGAUUACGGUACAGCCAACUACGAGGACAGCUGGAGGUCCAAUGAUUCAGACGAAGUGAAUAUGGCAGUCCAGGACAAUCAGCAUAAUGUUAUAAAUAACGAAUAUAUAUAUAGCAAAGACGAGGAUGUGGAUGAGAAAGAGCUGAAGAGAGCGUCGCAAGAGAUCAAUAGGAGCAGUAAGAGAAUUAUAAAACAGAGUUUCGAUUCUGACGUCCUGGUUAUAUCGGAUCCGAUAGAAGAAGAUCCUAGUCCAAAGAAGAAUAGUCAAAAUGAUGUGGAGAUUGUAGAGAAUAAAGAGCCGGAAAAGAAGAUUGGUAAACCUAAGUUGGAAGCGAAAGUGUCUUUGAAACGAGAAGAAAACGAUUGGGACGCCGUGUUCGAUGAGAGCGGUGAAUGCCUGGACCCCUCGUUACUUGAAGAGUUGACGUCAACAGUAGGCAAAGUCCACAUAAGCAAGACGAAGAACAGUUACGACCAGUACCAAACCAGAGGUCAGGCGUUAUUCAAUGGACCCUACGACGAAACUUUCGGUCACGUGGUUGAAGUUUACGAUUUCCCCAGUGAGUUUAAAACGAACGAUCUGCUGUCACUGUUCAGUGAGUACAAGGACACCGGCUUCGAAAUUAAAUGGGUGGACGACACGCACGCGCUCAUAGUGUUCAGCAGCGCCAAGAUUGCUGCGGAGGUGCUUUCCAUCCAGCGUUCGUUGGUCAAGUGCCGACCCCUCCACGCCGCUACCCUCGAGUCUAGGAACAAGGCAAAGAAAUGCGCUGAAUUCCUACAACCUUAUCGUCAACGACCGGAGACGUGUACGGCGCUCGCUAGACGUCUGGUAUCCGGAGCUCUCGGCGUCAAACUGAGUACAGCGCGCCAGGAACGAGCUGAGGAGAGGAGGAUCAUCACUCUAGCUAGAGAGAAGAAGCGUCAAGCGGCCUUACACAAGGAGGCGGCCUGGGACGGCUCGCUCGCUGAUCACUGCGGGGGCGCGGCACCCUGACGACACACACACAUAGGGUCCGCGGGCCAGCACGCGUGCCUACAAACGAUACGUUAGAAUAAAAACGAGCUCUCAAAUACUAUAUUUACUUAAUGUUAAAUUAAUUAUAGGUAAAGAUAUUUUUUUCUAAACGACUAAGUAGUAUAAUGCAAAGAGGUUUUCAUCCGAUUUUAAUUGAUAUGGGAUUAUUUGGUUUUAGUUAGUGAUUAGAUUCCUGAUCCGACCGCGAGGUGUCGCUGGGUAAUAUAAGUUUUCAAUGCACGCGUCGACGGAGGUAUUCAAAUUUUGAAUUAUUAUUGUUUGUAUCCCAGCGACAUCUAGUGUCGUAACGUGUGUACUAAUUUGGUGAAGUAUUUCCUAAGCGAAAAGUGUUAAUAUUUAAGUUGCUAUCAGUCAUUUCUAACAUUAACGUCACAAUGCGUGUUUAUAAUUACAGUUUAAAAUACGUAGAAAUUAAUUCUUGAUGAUUUUUUUAUUUCAACCGACGAGUAAUUUGUAUGAAAUUACCAACUCAAUCAUUUUGUUUCACAUAUGCUAAAAACUGUCUGAUUAUUUGUAUAGUUUUUUUUUUUCACUGUAGAGCCAAUUUGUUAGUUAACCCGACCCGACAUGCUACGGGUUAAUCAAUUUGCCGGACUACCCACAGCUAGUGGUUCACAUAAAAAAAAAGUUGAAAUUAUGUUAAAAUUAAAACGAAAUGAUUUAAUGCUAGAUAAAUGACUCCGCUUAUGAUAUAUGCAUAUUAUUUUUUAUUAAUAAUCGGUUGUUGAACCGGGGAUUUAUUUAGUUAUAUAACAUUAGUCUUAAGAUGGCGUAACUGUUCUGUGUUUGUCACGAAUAACUCAAUUUUAUUAUUAAUAUGAUUAUUAUUUUUAUUUUUUUUUUGUAAUUCUUAUUAGUUCUAGGUUUAUUGAUUCUCGUUCGUAAAAUGUAUAUAUUUUUAUUGACCGGUUAUAUAACAAACAAAUCUCUGUUUAGGGUAUGUUUAAAAAAAAAAAUAGUUUUCUGUUUGCACCAAAGACAAACAACAUUACUAUGCCCACGCUUAGAAUUAAUAUUAAUUUAAUUUUUUUUAACCAUAUAUAUAUAAACUUCUUUCGUUAUAAUGUAAUCUCAUUACUUCUAAGUUUAUACCAAAUAUUAUUGCAUAAUAGAAUAUUAUCGCUCACUUAUAUUUUCGUUGUGAGUCUCGUGCCUUUGUGUCUAGUCUAGCGGAUGCAAAACCUCUUUUUUUUUAAACUAGUAAUAGAAUAAUUAUUAGGCUAUAUGCACACUGUAUGUCGUAAGGGUUUUUUCUUAUCCAUCAGCUGAUUUGUAAUUAGUGAGGACGUACUACGUAUUGUACGUACAUUGAGCCAACUUAAAACCGAAUUAUACUUAGCAACGGUAUAUUUCAGUAAAUUCUUUGCCCUAUCAAGGAAAUAAUGUGAUCGGCUCUAUAUUGUGGAUUAAGUAUUAAUGUGUGCGCUUUAAAUUAAAAAAAAAAUAUGACAAAACUGUUUGUUCAAACCAAGUUCAAAAACUGCCUUCGUAUUUUUUAAUCUGUGUGUACAGUGUAUUAUCUUCAUAGAAAAAUUGGGCCCAUUUUAACGAAAUGUCAAUAUUUCCACCCUAGGCAAAUUGUGUUAAGCGAGUCAGUUGUUAGUUAAAUAACAUAGUAAUAGACGCGACUCUUUAUAUAUUUAUCAAAAAAGGUGUGAAUUUUUUUCUCAAUUAAAAUUUUUAAAACGGUAAUAAAUAUAAAAAAAAAAAAAUAAUAAUAAUAUAAUUCCCGUGAACCCUCUGAGUCACAUCGUGUCUAAUCUCUCAUGAUAGAUGUAAGUUGAACGAGUGCUAGGGGAAUAUUUUUACAAUGGAUAACCAAUAAAAUAAAUAUAAAGGGAUACAAAGAAAAUCAUAUAUUUUUCUAUGUUUUUAUAAAGUGCAAUAAACAGUUGUCUAAUAAAUGUCUGCAAUUUCAUUGAUGUCGUACCGUCCAUUAUGAUUUCAGCCUACUUGAAUUAAUAUGGAAAUCGAUUAUAAUAUUGUUACUGCGUUCUAGAAUAGUCUAUGGACGUUGAUGUUACCAUAUCCACGGCAUUUUUUGGUAAUUUGUUUUGUUACAUUCCCGCUGCAAAAAAAAAACUAGGUUUUCCAUAAAAUGUUUCGUUUGAUUUCAUUUGAAAAAAAUAAAUAAUAAAAUACGAAUACUAUCUGUAAUGGCAACACUCACAAUUGUUGACGUUUGUUGGGUCAAUGUCAAAUAUUUUUGUAUUUCCCGAAUAUUUUUUUAUUUAUGAAAUAAAUGAUCAAAAAUUUA